Molecule: messenger RNA, 4440 nt
Organism: Rubroshorea leprosula
Lineage: Eukaryota; Viridiplantae; Streptophyta; Magnoliopsida; Malvales; Dipterocarpaceae
Source: the annotation of a GenBank genome assembly
UUCAUUUAUAAAAUUCAAAAUUAAAAAAAAAAAGUGCGAUGAGAGGGAAAGUGCGAGCGAGCUUUGACGGAGGUGGAACGCGCGGCAAGGGGACGACACAGCACUGGGAGAGAUUCGAACACAGAGGAAAGAAUCGAUCAGCAUAUGAGGGGAAUGUUGCACGGGGAAACAGAUCUAGGAAACCAGACAUUUGGGGAUACGAUCGACAGGUGUACAACCAGGCCACUGUGUUUUUCUUUACUAACUUCCCUGAGGAUUGGAGUCAUGAAAGCAUGUGGCGAACUUUUCAUAAAUAUGGAAGAGUUCUGGACAUAUACAGCCCUAUGAGGAAAUCAACAAUGGGGAGCAGAUUCGGGUUCGUCAGAUACUUAGAUGUAAGAAAUGAAUGGGAAUUGGAGCUGCAACUGGAUCAAAUCCGAGUGGGGGAGUACAAAAUCUGGGUCAACAGACCAAGGUUUACAGAAAAUGAAAGCCACAAGAGAGCAAAUGCAGGGCAUGUGGAGUUAGGAAAAGCUGGAGUGCAAAGAACUUAUGCAGAAGCGGUGAAAGGAAACCUUGAAAUCCGAUCAGAAACAGAGAAAGGGAAGCAAGCAAAGGGGGAGAAGGAGUAUAGGCAUAUGCGGAUCACUAAAACAAAUAAUAUUCCGGCACAGGCGUGGAGAGCAAAGGAUAAGAUAAUUCCGACCCUGCAAGAAAAAUUCUUCAUGGAGGGUUACUUCUCAUGCAAAGUAAGAGCAAUGGGGGGGCGCCUGGUCCUAUUGGAAGGAGGAGAUAAGGAGGAAAUCAAAGAUCUUGUGGAGAUAGCCCCAGAAUGGUUGGGACAGUGGUUUAUAGAGAUCAAACCAUGGAACUCAGCAAUGGUUGCACAGGAAAGGUUCGUUUGGCUACGAUGUCAAGGAGUUCCAGUCCAUGCUUGGGGUCCGAAAGUGUUUGCUACAAUCGGCUCUGUGUGGGGAAAGUUUUUGACGCUAGAUGACAGCACUAGCAGAAAAUUGAGAUUUGACAUAGGGAGGAUGUUGAUCUCUACCCCGGUGAUGGACUUCAUCUCCAAAAGCAUAAGUAUCGGGGUGAACGGUGAGCCAUACACAAUCAAAGUAAUGGAAGAAGAGGCCACCAAUGGAAUCUUUUCCAUGAAAUCCGACCAUGUUCUCAAGGAUAUGAGCGGAUCUGACGAUGCUAGCUCAGAAUCUUGGUCUCUUGACAAAGAAUCGGAAGAUGAAGUGGGUGAGGCAUAUCUCGAUGGUGGAGAUGCAGAAAGUAGCCGGAACAAAAUCAAUAAGAGUAAAGACGAUGCAGAGGAUGUGGAAGCAAGAGAGGAGGCGUCGCAAGUUGCGAAAACCAGGGAGGAACACUCAUCCUACCGUUGGAAACAUGAGCGCCAAAAUUCAAAAGGAGACCAUUUUCCAACGGUGAAUGACAGCCCAGCUAAUGCAGAUGAUUCCCGAGGCAAUCUACAAGCAAAUAGGGAUGACAAAAUCCAAGACUUCUGCAACAACAAUCAUGAAGGAUCAACAUAUGAUGUGGAGUUGGUGCCGGGUAGUUUAAACACUCAGAGAUUUCAAAAAAUGGAAAGCCACAGAAAGAAUGAAACCACUAGGCCUUUAAAAUUGACAAGCCCAGCGGAGGUUGAUGAGUCUUGGGCCAACAUUGCUUCGAGGCCUACUAAACAAGCCACAAAUGGAAUGGGAGACAGAACUUCAAGUAGGGAGAUAAGGAACGAGAAUGCAAUGUCUAAUGGGUCAGCCCAACUAGGGAACGAAAAUGCAAUUAAAGGGUCUUCCUUUCGGAAUAUUCGAGAAGCAGAAAGAGACAGAGCAGCUUCAACCAACCUCCACGACGAUGAACAAGAGUCCACUUUUUGGAAGGGGUUCGAGAGUGAAUCGGGGAACGAGCAAGAAUGGAUGGGCAGAAGGCAAAGGAAACCGAAGCGAAGCAAAAAGAAGAAAAUCAGAUCGUGUAUCUCAGUUUACAAGGAAGAGGGAAAGGAGAAACAAGAGAUUAAGCCGGAUAAGAGGAAGAGAGCAUCAAAGGAGCAAGGAUCGAAGGAGAAGAUGCCUAUAUUUUCUCCCGGAUCCCAAAAUCAGGUGGCAGGUGAUUCAAUCAUUGACAGCGGUAUUGAAAUCAGGAACGGGAGUCUACGCAGAGAUCUAGAGCUUUGUACUGCAGAAAGGAUCUGGGCGUUUGCAAAGGAAAUUGGCGUGGGAGUCCGGGACAACGAAACAGAGGUGAUCCAGAGAUUAAAGGAAAUGGAAGAUCGUGAUAGGAGGCUGAUUAAAUCAACAAAGAGUGGAGUCAGAGAUCUAGUUGUGAAAGAGAAAGUAGAAUUUUUGGCCAUUCAAGAGUCGAAGCUAGAAAUGGUUGAUUAUCAAGUGUGUAGAACUAUAUGGGGUGCAGACAACUUUGAUUGGGUAGCAAAGGCAUCUAGAGGAACGUCUGGAAGGUUAAUAUGUAUCUGGAACAGCGACUUACUGAAAAAAGAAAGUAUAAUUGAAGAGUUGAUGUCAGAAGUGGGUGGAUGUUGGUGUCUGAUGGGUGACUUUAACGCCAUUAGAAAUGUGCAAGAGUGGAAUGGAGGGAGAUCCAAUAGAAGGGAUAUGGUAGAAUUUGACGAGUUCAUCAGGGAAUGUGGCUUAAUUGAUCUCCCUCUGAUUGGCCGUAAGUACACAUGGUAUCAACCCAACGGAGCAGUUAUGAGCAGGCUGGAUAGGUUUUUGCUGUCAGAGGAUUGGUGCCUUAAAUGGGGAGAUAUCAAACAGUGGGGGCUGAGAAGAACGAAAUCAGAUCAUUGUCCAAUUUUGAUGAAAAAUCUUUCAAUUGAUUGGGGUCCUAAACCAUUCCGUUUCUUUGAUGUGUGGCUAGAUUUACCAGGGUGUAUUGAUCUUGUGAGGGAGGUGUGGAGUGCGACAACAACCUCAGGUUGGCAUGGUUAUAAAUUAAAAGAAAAGCUGAAAGAAACAAAGAAAGCACUGAAAGUAUGGAGUAGAAACAUGGCUUCGGAGACAGAUUCAAUCAUCAAAAAAUGUGAAGACUCCAUUGCUGCUAUUGACUUAAAAGGCGAAGUGACUUCUUUGACUGAAGAUGAUAUACAGACAAGGAGGGAUAGCUUCCUAGAGUUAUGGAAACAACAAAGAAUAAAAGAGGGCAUGUGGCGUCAAAAAGCUAGGAAGGCAUGGAUUAAGGAUGGGGAUGCCAACACAAAAUUCUUCCACAGAUGUGUCAACGAAAUCAAGGAAGGCGUAGCCAACUAUUUCGAAAACCUGUUUGCAGAAGAAAGGUGGCAACGCCCUCAUCUGGAUGGGAUCGAAUUCAAGAAAAUCUCUGCUGAAGACAACUCGUUGUUGCUUGCCCCUUUCAACGAAGAAGAAGUUAAACGAGCGGUGUGGAGUUGUGAAGGAUCUAAAGCACCAGGACCGGAUGGCUUUAAUUUCAACCUCAUCAGACAGAUAUGGGAUGUGAUCAAAGGUGAUAUGAUGGGCUUUGUAGACGAAUUUCACAAAAAUGGGAGGUUGGUUAGAGGAUCAAAUUGCUCCUUCAUUGUGCUACUACCCAAAGUUACUAAUCCCCAGAAGAUCGAGGAGUUUAGGCCCAUAUCCUUAAUCGGUGUAAUGUAUAAGGUGAUUGCGAAGCUCCUUGCGAACAGAAUCAGCUCAGUUCUGGACAAUAUCAUCGGUGAAUGUCAAAUGGCUUUUAUUAAAGGAAGGCAAAUAGUAGACAACAUCGUAAUUGCCAAUGAAACAAUUGAUGCAGCGAAGAGAAAUAAGAUUGCCAGCUUUGUUUUGAAAGUAGACUUCGAGAAGGCAUACGACAAGGUGUGUUGGAAGUUCCUGGAUUACAUGAUGUCGAGGAUGGGCUUUGACUCUAAAUGGAGAAGGUGGAUAAGUGAAUGCUUAAAGACAGCAGAGACGUCAAUUCUUCUCAAUGGCAGUGCCACUAGACAAGUGAAAAUCAAUAGAGGCCUGAGACAGGGAGAUCCACUCUCACCCUACUUAUUCUUACUGGUCGCAGAAGGUUUAAAUGGUAUCAUUUCUUCAGCAAUCAAUCAUGGACUAUUUGAAGGAAUCAAUAUUGGCAAUAGGGGUAUGAUAAUAUCUCAUCUUCAGUUUGCCGAUGAUUCAAUUCUGUUCGGUAAGGCCAUGGAGGGUAACAUUUGGGCAGCAAAGAGCAUAAUGAGAAUUUUCGAGCUGGCAUCGGGAUUGAAGAUUAAUAUCCAGAAAAGCCAACUCUUGGGAAUGAAUGUAUCAGAGGAAUCACUUCUAUGUGGAAGCCCUUGAUUGAGAAUUUUGAGAAGAAGUUGAGUUCAUGGAAAGGCCGGCUACUCUCCUUUGGUGGAAGGAUUACUCUCCUCAAUGCUGUGUUGUCCAGCCUCCCAGUGUUUACCAUGUCCGUUCACCUGCUACCAAAAGGUUUGAUUCUUUCUUUAGAUAAAAUUCGUAGGAAUUU